Molecule: messenger RNA, 1274 nt
Organism: Pseudonaja textilis
Lineage: Eukaryota; Metazoa; Chordata; Lepidosauria; Squamata; Elapidae
Gene: HSD17B7
Product: hydroxysteroid 17-beta dehydrogenase 7
Biological process (GO): cholesterol biosynthetic process
Cellular component (GO): endoplasmic reticulum membrane
Molecular function (GO): 5-alpha-androstane-3-beta,17-beta-diol dehydrogenase (NADP+) activity; 3-beta-hydroxysteroid 3-dehydrogenase (NADP+) activity; estradiol 17-beta-dehydrogenase [NAD(P)+] activity
Source: RefSeq, a predicted model, not a curated record
GAGAAGGAAGCCUUGGAGGCGGCGCAUACCCUGAAUUAAAUAGCCGGUCCCGGCGUCUCGCCUUCAUUUUCGAUCGACCCCCUUGACUUGUGAUCCUUACAACUAUGCAAAGGGUAGCCAUAGUCACCGGCGCCACCAGUGGGAUUGGUUCUGCGCUGUGUGAACGUCUGCUCCAGGAAGAUGAAAACAUCCAUAUUUGUUUAGCCUGCAGAAACAUGGACAAAGCCAAUGCCACCCGUGACAACUUAUUAUCAUCCUUCCCCCGUGCACACAUCAGCAUUGUUAAAAUAGAUGUUGGCAGGCUGGAAUCUGUCCUACAUGCAGCUCAAGAAAUAAAGAUGAGAUUUCAUAGAUUGGAUUAUCUCUUCUUGAAUGCUGGGAUCAUGGUCAAUCCACGUGUCAGUUUCUGGGCAUUUUUACGUGGCCUCUUCUCCAGCAAGGCAUUUCGAAUGCUCACCACAGCAGAGGGGCUGAUGACCCAGCAGGACAGGGUCAGUCCAGAUGGCCUGCAGGAAGUCUUUGCAACCAACUUCUUUGGACAUUUUGUAUUGAUCCGGCAGCUGGAGCCUCUUCUUUGCUGCCUUGAAAAUCCUUCCCAGCUCAUCUGGACUUCUUCAGUCAGUGCCCAUAUAUCUAACUUUAGCCUUGAUGACAUCCAGCACAAGCAGGGGAAACAGUCCUACAGUUCCUCUAAAUACUGCACUGAUCUUGCAAGUGUGGCUUUAAACAACCAUUUCAACAAGCAGGGUUUAUUUUCAAGUGUCAUGUGUCCAGGUAUUGUAAUGACCAAUAUGACAUAUGAAAUGAUGUCCCCUCUUUUCUGGAAGCUGCUUUUCCCUUUCUUAUGGCUGCUACGCCUGUGCACCCCUACAUACACUCUGAUGCCGUACAACGGAGCAGAAGCACAGAUUUGGUUGUUUAAGCAGAAGCCAGAGUUGCUGGAUCCCCUGGUGAAAUAUUACAGUUGUACUACUGUUUUUGGGAAGAAUUACACUGAGAGCCGCAAGAUGGAUAUUAAUGAAGACGCAGCAGAGAAACUGUACAAGAAGCUGUUGGAAUUAGAAAAGCAAGUUUUAGUGAGCAACAAAUCACCCAGAUAAAAAAUAGCAAGACAGCUGUUCACAGGAAAAUGUUUCUUGCACUUGGAACACUCUUUGUUAUUAUUGUUUGCCUUUGCAAAGCAGAUUUUCCUAGUGGACUGCUGUGGAUGAUUGUGUAACUUCCACUUGUCUGAAAUGGUAUCGGGCAGGGGUCUCCAACCUUGGCAACUUUAA